Molecule: messenger RNA, 1564 nt
Organism: Protopterus annectens (West African lungfish)
Lineage: Eukaryota; Metazoa; Chordata; Ceratodontiformes; Protopteridae
Gene: WASHC3
Product: WASH complex subunit 3
Exons: 7
Coding region: 171-773 (200 amino acids)
Biological process (GO): exocytosis; actin filament polymerization
Cellular component (GO): WASH complex
Source: RefSeq, a predicted model, not a curated record
AUCCCAACGGUAUACUUGUACUUCCCAGUUAAGGGUUGAACAAGUGUUUCACGUGACUCACAUGCUAGGAGCGUGACUUCCGCAAACAGGAACUGAUCAGUAGACAGUGAUGGCAGGAUUAUUUUGGUAAUUUCUAUGUGUUAAUCUUUUAAAAUAAAUCCAGAAGAAAAAUGGAUGAGGACGGGUUACCUAUUAUGGGAUCAGGGAUAGAUCUCACUAAGGUCCCAGCUAUACAGCAGAAAAGAACAGUUGCAUUUCUGAACCAGUUCAUAGUACAUACGGUGCAGUUUUUGAACCGUUUUUCAACAGUUUGUGAAGAGAAACUAGCAGUACUUUUACUUCGUAUCCAGCAAAUAGAAACUUCACUCAGUAUUCUAGAAGCAAAGCUGUCUUCUAUACCUGGUCUUGAAGAUGUGAAGGUUGACGCAGCACAACCAAAGCAAAAUGGUGUUGUAAAUGGACCAGUGUUAGGAGUCGACACAGAACAGAGUUCUUCAGCGGUUCAGCAAAAUGGCGCAAGUGAUGUGGAGCAACAGAAGAAUGAUUCACCUCCAGAAAAUCUGGUAACCAUAGCAAAAGAUCCAAGAUAUGCCAGAUAUCUUAAAAUGGUACAAGUGGGAGUUCCAGUUAUGGCAAUAAGAAAUAAAAUGAUUUUAGAAGGACUGGAUCCCGACCUACUAGAAACACCAAAUGCUCCAGUUCCAGAUGGAGGACACAAGACUAAAGAUGAAGAAAGUAACAGUUCUGACAGUGAAUCAUCAUUCAGUGACUGAUUACAGCACACUCCAGUUUGGUACUGCCAAAAUGUCAGAGCUGUGUGCAAGACCUUUAGUAUCGUAUACUUGGUAGCAUAAACUAAAAAUUUUGAGGAUGGAAAUGGACCAACUUUGAAGACUUUUAUGAAUUGUGAAAAGUGAUGGUGUUUGAAACUUCCAGGCUUGUGAUCUUUGGGGUGCCUAAGUAAAUGGUUGUGACUAAGUUAGACUGGGCUGUUUCUCAGACAGAUGUGUCUGAAAGGAUUUAGUUUCGUAUUUUCCUCAAAGACCAUAAACCAUUUGUCUUAACUUCAUGCUCAAGUACAUUUGCAGGAAUGUAGCUGAAGAUCACAGGCAGGCCACACCCAGAGUUGUGCUUACGAACUAUAAAUAUUGUUUCAGUGGUUGAGAUUGCUAAGGUUAUUUGCUCAACCACGUCUUUGUUAAUGAAGUACAUUUAGCAGAACUGUAAGCUUUAAGACAUCAGUUAUACAGAUUACUAAUAUUUUGAUAAACAUUUUUCUAUUAUUUACAUUCAUUUGCAAAAAGAUUGAACUAAUGUUAUGCUAAAUGAAUAAUUAAGUCAGGAGAAAAGUAUAAUAACUAUUUAUGCUGGCUGUGGUACUUUGUAACACGACUGCUUGUAUUCAUGGUAGCUGAUUUGCUUGACCUUUACCAGCUGUGGUGAAAUCUAACUCAGUUUAGAUUAGGUACCACUUUUUGUCUAGACUAUGGGAAAAAUCAGUUCUAGAAGCAUAGAUAUUCACACCAGUAAAUGUCACAGACUAAUAAAAAUCUGAAUACCCGUA